GCAAGCUUAGGUUAGGUUGCCGGUAUUUCUGUUCGCCGAUUCUGUCAAUAUAAUUUUCACUAUUUUUUAGUAGAUUGCAGCAUAAUAAUGGAAAGAACUAGGAUUGAUUUUCGGAUCAAAGUGGACCUCUCCAAGUUUUUUCAAGAUCAUAGAAAAACCAGUUGGAUAUUCGUCGACUCGUCCACUAUUUUGUACAUCAAACACCUCAAAGAACACAUUUCGAAACUCUUUGACAUCAAAGAACCCUUUUAUCUUCUGUGCGAAUCUACAUAUUUACCUUUCGAUGAAGACGUACGCAUCGUUCGCAAUGAUAAUUUUGUAACAUUAGUGCCUGGCACUUUAGUCGAUAAUAGUUCAAAUGCCACGGGAGGAUGGCCUCCUAUCAAUUCUCUUAAGGAAGCAGUUUCGCAAAGUUCAAGCGCCCAAGCCAGCACUUUUGAUGAAAAAGAAGUACAAACUGAUAGAGAUGAUCAAGCUUUAUCAAGAAAUUCUCUUAAUGGGGACGUAACUAUGAGGAUUACCUCUGAUGAAACAUUACCAGAACCAGGAACAGUCAACGCUACAGUGUACCAUAGCAUUUUGGAUGAGUCGGAAGUCAACAGUGGAACUGAGUCACGAGUCACAGACAGUCUGAUGACAGAGGAUUACAGUAUGGAUCUGAACACACCAGCCAAAAGGAAACGUACUCGUCGAAAAAGGGUGAAGAGACUAUCCAAUGAAAUCACGAAUCGAGUCUCUGUCGUCCAAGAGGAGCCAAAAAAGCCAAAAAUAAUCGACUCUGUCUUAAUUGCAUCCGGUAAGCACAUCAGAUUCAAUGGCGCCGAAGAAGAGAUCGUUUCUCAAAGUAGCUGUCCAACAAUCAAUUUUAAUUUUCCCAAAUUUAACGAUACUCCCGGGCCAAAAAAAACUGCACUCACCAAAGAUCUUGAUACUCUUUUGGCACUGAAACAAUGCUCGACGCCUUUAACUUUUUCCUGUAAAAAAGUUGACAAGGAAGUGAAAAUGGAGAGAAUCUCGAAAUCGCUGACAGACGAAGAAGAUGAAGAAAAUCUGACUGAGUCUGCCCGAAACAUUGUGCCGAAAGAGAUUAAGAAGCAGAAGAAGGAUCUCCAGAUUGAGGAUAUUGUGCCAGAAAAUUAUCCACUUUUUGAGGCACUUCCAAAAGCAGAUGAUGUUAUUGCCUUCAAGCUUUUUAAAAUGGGAGAUGACUACACGCCACAUAUUUCGAAAUACAUCAUUGGAAAAAUCUUAGCUAUCCAGCCGAUAACAUCACUCUGCACAAUCAAGAUUCUGAGAGGAAAAACGGAAAUUCAACAUCCAAAAGGAAAAUUCGCGCUUCCCGAUGAAGAAGAAGAAGAAGAACUCCUAGCUGAUGAGAUAAAGCUAAAUCCCAGUCAGCUUUUGGAAGCACGAUUGAUCUCGACCAACGACGAGUAAUAUUUUUUAUUACGAAAAUCUUUUUUCGCAUUCAAUGACAUUUAAAGUUGAACUUUUUUUCCUGUCUUCAAUAUUCGUUCAUAAUUUAUUACUUUUCAAGUGGUUAUUUUGCAAUUUACGUAUCGUGUUCGUCUAGUUUAUAAAUGUUGAGAAAGAUAAAAAAAAAUAUUUUACAAAUUCUUGAUAUCGAUUCUUCGU
Belonocnema kinseyi is the source of this 1635-nucleotide messenger RNA. Its product is annotated as coilin. The transcript has 5 exons. The record is from RefSeq and is a predicted model, not a curated record. Gene Ontology annotation, biological process: spliceosomal snRNP assembly. Lineage: Eukaryota; Metazoa; Arthropoda; Insecta; Hymenoptera; Cynipidae. Gene Ontology annotation, cellular component: Cajal body. Gene Ontology annotation, molecular function: U2 snRNA binding; U1 snRNA binding. The coding region runs from base 88 to 1437 and encodes 449 amino acids.